AUGAGUGAUAGAUCUUCAAAACCACAUAGAUCACAUAAACGACAGAAGUCAUCUUUAACAAACAUAGGCUAUUACUUCCCGGAUCAACAAACAACCCAACAGGCAUCACAACAACCGUUUCAACAAUUCCCGCAACAGAGACAAAUACAGCAGCCACAACAACAGCAGUCACGUCAGCAACAACAGUCGCGUCAACAACAUCAGGGGCAUAACAGACAGUUGUCUCAAUCUUCCCAAUUAUCACCACAUCAAUACCAACUGGCAUCGAUAUCAUCACAAUCGUCACAGCCAUCACAACAAUCACAAGCACAACCGUCCUUCUACGAUUAUGAUCCCUAUAAUACAAUGAAUUACAAUUUUAGUUCAGCUACUGCACCGAGCUCUAGUACGGGUACUGGACAUAAUAUCAUUCAGGGCAUUCCCCCUGCCAAAGCAAACCCGUCUCCAAGCAGAGGCCAGUUUGGUCCUAUUACGUUUUUACCAUACCAGUCGCCUACUCAGUAUACUAUACCUGGGUCUGUGGAUCAGAAUUUUGGGACGAUUCCCCAGAUGCAAUUGCAGUCUGGGCAAUAUAACUCAGAAGCCCCAAAUGUGUAUGAACAGUUCACAUACCCGAAGUCAGUAGCAGAAUUCAACGAUGUACCCCAAUCCGAAAUUAAUACAGGUGUACAAGAAAAGCAGCCUAUAAAACAUAACAAAAACUUGUCUGUAUCUACCAGGUUUAAUUUAUUUAAUUUAAAUGAAAACGAAGGUCAGAGUGAACGAGAAACGGAAGCUAAACCCACGGCUAUAAGUCCCCUUUUCAGUGAUUUCUUGCAGAAUUUGGUUAAUGUGGAUGGAUCCAAUAUUAAUAACUAUUUAUUACAGGUACUAGAGAAACUAGGAUCGCCAUUACCGAUAGAUGAUUUUUAUAAUUUUUUAUAUAAUAACGAGAAGCAAGCCUCUCCUACUCCAGUCAUCCCAACUCAUAAAAUUGACAAGACAAUGGUCAAUUUUUCAGUUCAGUCGCCAGCUUUCAGUCUUUUGGAUCAAUUACUAAACAUAUUCAAGAUUCCAAAUCUGCUUAUUGAAUACUUCCCAAAUAUCGCUAAUAGAGAGAAUAAACUAUUUGGAAUAAAUUACCAUGAAUUAUUAAGAACUUUUUUGGCUAUCAAAAUUUUACACGACGUUUUGAUUCAAUUGCCAUCAAAUAACGAUCCACAGAACUAUACAAUUCCAAGAUUAUCAAUUUACAAAACAUAUUAUAUAAUAUGUCAGAAAUUAAUAAGACAAUAUCCUUCUCCUACAAAUACCUCAAGUGAACAACAAAAAUUAAUUUUGGGCCAAUCUAAGUUAGGAAAACUAUUAAAAUUAGUUUAUCCUGAUUUGUUAAUUAAAAGAUUAGGUAGUAGGGGUGAUUCAAAAUACAAUUACUUAGGCGUAAUUUGGAAUCAGAAUAUCAUUGAUGAUGAAAUUAAGAAACUUUGCGAUGAAAACGAAUUGGUUCAUUUACAUCGGAUUUUUGACACUAAGGAUAAAAACAUAUCUUUUCAAAGAAGAAGAAAUCACUCGACAACUAGUUAUAAUUCAAUUCCAGGUCACAAGAUUAAAUUGAAAACGAGGUCUAAAUCUGAACCUCAGAUACAACUAACACGUUCGCGUACUGAACCAUAUAGUAAUGAGAAUAUAAUAUCUCCUAGCUUUUCAUUCAUUAAACCACAUUUGAAAUUUCCAGAAUCAGAUAAUUUUACCAUUUUGGAAGAGAAGAAUAAAGAUAACUGGUUUAUAACGAUAAAGCAGAGGGUGUAUGAAUGGUUCAAACGUUGUAACUUAUCAUUUUCAAUACCUGAAGCGAUCCAGCUGGUUUUCCUCAAUAGUGAUAACUUGGUUGAAAAGACUUUCCUAUGUAAUGGUUUGAUAAAUAAGAUAGUUAAGCCUUUAAACUCGGAUCUUGCAUAUGUCGAAAACGCUGAUUUAUAUUUAUAUUUAGUUGCCAUCUUGGAAUUGCUACCGUAUCUAUUAUUUCUUAAAACCUAUCCCCAGGUUAAUUAUUUGAAGAAUCUAAGAUUAAAUUUACUAUACUUGAUUGAUAAUUUUAAUGAUGAAUUAGCUACUAUAGAUACUAAUAAUCACUUCAAGAUUGAACAUUCAAGAAGGUUUCUCAUUUUGAUGAAAAAGCUUAUAAAUAUUAAUGAUCUAUUGAUAACAUUUAUUAAGCUCAUCAAUAAAGAUGAUUCAUCUAAUUCCUCGGUGAUGGUUCUGGAUAUUGAAAACUAUUUAAACGUUUCUGAUGAGAAUCAAUCAGAUAAUGGAAUCGAUGAAGAUAGUGAAUCUAAAUUAAGUUUCAACAAUGAUAUUCUAUCAAAAGAUCUUAUUUAUGCCUUGAAUGCGUAUAAUUUUGAUCCUACUUUGGACCAUCAUUCCAAGUCUGCUUUAUCCACUGACUUUAUAUGGAAUGAGGUUAAUUUAAUUGGAAACUUUUUCAGAAUAGAUUUAUUAAAUUUUUUGAAUGAUGAGGAUUUAGGAGAGAAAUAUGAACUGGUGACAUCCAGAGAACCCAACGAUGAAACAGACUCCAUACUUUCAAAGAAAGAAAGCACAAAGCUUGCGUCAUUACUCACUCUAAUUCAUGAUAAAUUACUCACCAAGCAUUUCAAAGCAAAGUAUCCGAUUCUAGUCUAUACAAACAUAUUGAGUCUUAUACUUAAUGACUCGUUGAAGUAUAUUUUCAUUAAAUAUCAAAAGCAACAAAAUAAUCAGCAUAAAGAUGAGAAUCAAAAUAGCUUUGGUAAUUGGUGGGUAUUCAAUUCGUUUGUUCAGGAAUAUUCAAGUUUAAUGGGUGAGGUUGUUGGCUUAUAUGAUUCAGUUUAG
Molecule: messenger RNA, 2850 nt
Organism: Debaryomyces tyrocola
Lineage: Eukaryota; Fungi; Ascomycota; Pichiomycetes; Serinales; Debaryomycetaceae
Source: the annotation of a GenBank genome assembly